UCCGACAGUAAACAUCUCUCUCUCCGCCUCCUCGGACAAACAUGAACCCGAAGCUCGUCUUUCCCCUGCUGGCGGCGCUUGUGGCCGUCGGGGCGGCCGGCUUGGUGGGAGCUCCGAUGGACGCAGACAUCAACGACCCGAGCGUACAAGAGGCCCUGCGGUUCGCUGUGGUCCAGCACAACCAGUUAACCAACAGCCUGUACCUCAGUCAGGUGGCCAAAGUGAUCAAGGCUCAACAACAGGUGGUCGCUGGCCUGAAGUACCGUUUCACGGUGCAAAUGGCGAAGACCCCGUGCAAGAAAAGCGGCACCGACCAGCUGUGCGCCAUCCACCAAGACCCCGAGAAGGCUCAGCCUUACCAGUGCACGUUCGAGGUGGUCAGUCAGCCGUGGCUGAACGUGAUCGAGCUGACGAAGCACACGUGCUAGCGAGGAGAGGACAACACGGACCACGCGGCAGCAGGGAGAACUACAACAGCGUCCUGUCGUGCGUUCGACCGGAAGUCUCGCUAAACGCUUCAAGGCGCUCGUCGCGUGAGCGAGCAGGCGAGACGAGCGCAGAUGUCUCGCGCGUCGCUUUGCUGCACGCACACGCGCCCACUAACUGUGCAGGACAACGCAGAUAUUAAACCCACUAAUAAAAGCAUUACUCACCCCAUCCCCAGCUUGUCUUCAUUUUGCAUUUUCACACCGGCUCUCGUGAACCCCUAAACCCUGUCGCACAUGGCAAAAAGAAUGAAUAAAGAGCGAUUCUUGUA
This is a messenger RNA of Lampris incognitus (smalleye Pacific opah), 757 nucleotides long. Its product is annotated as cystatin-like. The transcript has 3 exons. The record is from RefSeq and is a predicted model, not a curated record. Gene Ontology annotation, molecular function: cysteine-type endopeptidase inhibitor activity. NCBI's taxonomy places the organism in Eukaryota, Metazoa, Chordata, Actinopteri, Lampriformes, Lampridae. Bases 42 to 428 code for a protein of 128 amino acids.